Candidula unifasciata is the source of this 373-nucleotide messenger RNA. NCBI's taxonomy places the organism in Eukaryota, Metazoa, Mollusca, Gastropoda, Stylommatophora, Geomitridae. The record is from the annotation of a GenBank genome assembly.
AUGGAUUUGUGUAAUGAAUUUGUAGGGGGAAUAGACGUCCAGCUGCCGGAUGUAGCUGCCUCCUGUUCCAUCAACCAUGUACCACCUAUGGAAAACAGAGCAGUGCCUCAAUGGAAUAAGAGCAAUACUGCUGGACUAUUGCUCAUAACCGAAAUUCCGUUGGACUUCACGGAACAAGAAAUAGCUCAAAGCUGCAAGAAGUAUGGCUACCUAUUGCGACUGGAGCUAAAAAAAGACACCAGAAGCGAGAAGCUAUAUGCGGUGGCCAACUUUGUGGACUGGGGCUCAGUGGACAAAGCUGUUUCUCAAGGUAAAAUCAGUGUCAAGGGAAAAGACUUGCCUGUAAAAUCAAUGCAAGAAGAUCUGCUAGGCA